CGACGACUUUGGUCUUCCACUAAUCUCGUCACUAGUCCUGGCCUUCUCUUCCCCGCUCCUUCCCAAUUCCAUAAUUGAUUAAAACUGGUUCAUCUCCUUGUGAUGUGAACUUCUUCUGAUCGAUUCCCCUGCGACAUGAAGAACAUGAAGCCCCCACUUCUAUUAUUCAUCUCCGUCACCGUCUCCCUCGCAGCACUUGGGGUCUCGGUCACCGUCGACAACGUCGGCGCCUACCAGCCGACCAAUGACAUCGCUGUCAACUGCGGCUUCUCCAGCAACUCCACCGCGGACGACAACCGGACUUGGAUCGGAGACGCCGACGGGAGUUCGAACUACUCUCCAAUUGAGAAGACUCGCUCCUCUGUCAACGCAAGCGCAAACAGCCCGUCUCCCGCUGUCCGCAGCUCCGUCCCAUACUACACCGCUCGCCUCUCUCGCUCCGAGUUCGCCUACACCUUCCACGUCACCGCGGGGCCCAAAUUCGUCCGCCUCCACUUCUUCCCUUCCGAUUACCUGGACUUCCGCCGCGCCGAUUCUUUCUUCUCGGUCGAGGCCCCCGGCUACACCCUGCUCCGCAACUUCAGGGCUAACCUCUUUGCUGAUUACACCAGCUCCGCGAGCUUCUCUAAAGAGUUCUGCUUAACUGUCGGAGACGACCAGAUAUUGAACAUAACGUUCACGCCCACUCCUGGUGGUUCAGACAACUAUGCUUUCGUGAAUGGAAUCGAGGUCGUCUCCAUGCCUGAAAAGCUCUACUACAACACGGUCAUCGACUUAGAAGAGGGAAUCAAGUUGGCAGGUCAGGAGGCGCCAUACACCUUCAGGGCAGGUCAGGGGGGGCUAUACCCUUUCGCUGCCACCGAUGCGCUCGAAGCGGUGAAGCGCUUGAACGUCGGAGGACAGUUUAUCGGUCCAGCCAGUGAUACGGGAAUGUACAGGACCUGGGACGCAGAUCACGACUACGUAACUUCUUCGUACAUCGAAGUUUUACCAGUUAACACGACUAUCCAACUCAUUUACAGUGACCAAGUGCCGAAUUACACGGCUCCGGACAGCGUGUACAUGACGGCGAGGACUAUGGGAAUGAACAGGAGCAUCAAUCUGAGCUCCAAGCUCACGUGGUCCGUCGAGGUGGACGCAAAGUUCUACUACUUGGUCCGGUUGCACUUCUGCGAGUUCCAGAUAGAGGGAAAUAACCCCUUAGAUAGGCUUUUCGAGAUCUUCAUAAAUUCGCAACUGGUCGAGAAUCGCGCGGAUGUCAUUAGCUGGAGCGGGAAGGGCAUGCCCGUCUAUAGAGAUUAUGCAGUAUACAUGGACGGCGGCGGUGGCCACAAGAAAAGAACCAACCUCUCCGUCACGCUGGAGGCGCUUCCGAUAGAUGAUACUGUUUAUUCUGAUGCCAUCUUGAAUGGCCUCGAGAUAUUCAAGAUCAACAAUCUAGGUGGGAAUCUCGCUGGAUUGAACCCAGAUCUAGUCCCAUAUAAUCAGCCGGUGCUUCCGCCGGAGAGCAAAGCGUCGUCGUCGAACCACGGCAAGACAGCGAAGAUCGCCAUCAUUGCCAGCGUAGCUUCGAGCUUCGCCGUGCUCUCUCUCCUGGCUUUCUUCCUUUACCGGCGACGAAACGGAGCCAAGGAUUCGGCCUUGAGCGACCCCACCUCAUGGUGGGGCCCUGUCUCCUACGAGAUGACUAAGUCGAUGAAGACCCAGGGGUCGUCCCUGCCGUCGGACCUGUGCCGCCACUUCUCGCUGGCCGAGAUAAGAGCCGCCACGAACAACUUCGACGAGGUGUUUAUCAUUGGCGUGGGCGGGUUCGGCAACGUGUACAAGGGCUACGUCGAUGGCGGGGCCACCCAAGUGGCGAUCAAGCGCUUGAACCCGCGGUCGCAGCAGGGCCUCCACGAGUUCAUGACCGAGAUCGAGAUGCUCUCGCAGCUCCGGCACCUCCACCUGGUCUCCCUGAUCGGGUUCUGCAACGAUGCGGGAGAGAUGAUCCUGGUCUACGACUACAUGGCACGCGGGACCCUCCGCGACCAUCUCUACAACACAGACAAUCCUCCACUGCCCUGGAAGCAGCGGCUCGAGAUCUGCACGGGCGCCGCCCGUGGGCUGCACUACCUCCACACCGGUGCUAAGCACACCAUCAUACACCGCGACAUGAAGACCACCAACAUCCUGCUCAACGAGAAGUGGGUCGCCAAGGUGUCGGACUUCGGGCUCUCGAGGGUCGGGCCCACGUCUGUGUCCAAAGCCCACGUCAGCACGGUCGUGAAGGGCACCUUCGGGUACAUGGACCCGGAGUACUACAGGCGCCAGCAGCUGACUAACAAGUCCGACGUUUACUCCUUCGGGGUGGUGCUGUUUGAGGUGUUGUGCGCGAGGCCGGCGGUGAACCGGAUGGCCCAGAUGGAGCAGAUCAGCCUGGCCAACUGGGCCCAGAGCUGUUGCAAGAGCGGGGCCGUCGACAAGAUGGUGGACCCGCACCUGAAGGGGGCGAUCGCCCAUGAGUGCCUCAAUAAAUUCUGCGAGAUCGCCAUGAGCUGCUUGCAGGACGAGGGAAUCAAGCGGCCCUCCAUGAACGACGUUGUGUUGGGCCUCGAGUUCGCCCUGCAGCUACAGGUGAGCUCGGAGAAGGAGGUGAUAACAGAUGAUGUAGGUGACUCUGUGCAUGACGGCGAUGACAGCGACGAUGACGAGGCUCCGAUUGGAGGCCACCGGAUGGACCGCAGCGAUGAGCUGUUCAGUGCUAGCCAUAGUGGAAGUGGGAAGAGCAGAGGAAGGCCCGCCGUGACACCGACUAGCAGUUAUGAUGUUUAUGACGAGAGCAUGACUAGUUAUGAUUCGGACAAGCUGCCGUCUGGGGCUGUCUUCUCGGAGAUUAUGAAUCCCAAAGCUCGUUGAGAGAAUGGCAUUCAAGUGAUUUCCAGUGUUGUAGUCCUGUAAUCACGCUUGCAGCGAGACAAGUCCACCUACGAGUGUUCUCCAUUCUAGGAGAAUCGUCACUCCAAGAAUUACCGUUCAACCGACAGAAACGGCGGUCUAUCGGCCGAGGGAUCUUCCCACUUC
Molecule: messenger RNA, 3063 nt
Organism: Rhodamnia argentea
Lineage: Eukaryota; Viridiplantae; Streptophyta; Magnoliopsida; Myrtales; Myrtaceae
Product: receptor-like protein kinase FERONIA
Exons: 2
Coding region: 136-2898 (920 amino acids)
Biological process (GO): protein phosphorylation
Molecular function (GO): protein kinase activity; ATP binding
Source: RefSeq, a predicted model, not a curated record